GUUUGAUAUUUUGUUGUGUAAAAAAAUAAUGAAGAUAUUAAUGCUCUCCCUUAGCUGUAAGGAUAUACCUUAACACAAAGACUUGGAGCCUGCUGCUAAAUCUAAAAUCUUACCCAAAUAAUUAUCUUGAAAAUGCUUGCAUCGAAUUUGACUAAAUUAGGGUUAGCCUGUUUUCGAGAUGUUAUAUUCAGCGCCUUUUAAAAAGAAUAGGCCAAAACAAUUACGUAUACUAACAAUAGACUUAUUUAUAAUCAAACUGUCUCACCAUAAAAAAUUAAAAUCGCACUAAUAUAUUUUCCGGAACAGGUUGAAAGGUUGUAUUAUCUUCUCCGAAAUUGAAAAUGUUUAUUCCUCUAUAUGCAGAAAUCCAGCAAAGUAAAUUCAGGCCAUCGCACGGUCUCCCAGACACCUUGAACUGCUUUCGGUAAGUCCAUAUAUCUUUAUUGAUUUGUGUUAUGAAUGCUUGAUGGUGAUAUCCUUAUUCAAUUUCUAAUAAGUACCACACACGCCCACCAAAGCACUUGCAGGAAUAGAGAAGCAGCCUAUGGCUUGUACAUUUCCUCCUAGCAGCAAUAUGACCAGCCCGAGAGCAAUAAUUCCUUCUCUUCCACUUGUCUUUGUGGUGUAAUUUGUCACUAUAAAAGUGACGAGGGGAAUCGCAGCUCUUGGAGCGGUGCCUUACUCCUUUCAAAAACUACUUUCAGUGAAAGCCAUCUGCUUGUAGCUGAUAUAGUUUACUGCACUCAAGUUUUAAAAACGGAUUUUCUUUCAUCAACAUUUCAGUUUUUUUUUGUCUCCCACAUUGUUUUACGCCAUAUUGUGCGUCUACUAUACGACCACCACUUCAUGACAUUUCACCCUCAGCUCAGGGCUAAACUAAAGAGAGAGACGAAUCAGCAUUUUAUCAAAAUACAAAGAAGUAAAUAAUUAUACAAUGUGACUCUGGUUUCAAAAAGAAAAAAGCCGAGUUGGCUAAAAAAAAGUCCUCACGCGUGAAUUUUUGUCCCACUCAGUCUCCCACGCCGUCCGUGUGUUCUAUACGUAAUUUUAAUUGUCAUUGGAUUUUGUCUCAGAGCCUGAAGCCAGCAAAGAAGCUGCAGCUCUGAACUUGUUUACCGCCCAACGAAGCUGAGAGGACAUAAAUCUAUUUCCUUCCAUUCUUUCUUUGGCUGCAAAAGAGAAGCAUUACCCUGCAGAGGGAUUCCCCCAGCUGCCGACUCUCUUCUCCCCUCUUCCUCGCUGCAUGUCCUCCGCUCUGCCUUUUGGUGAUGAACCUUCUUCCCAUUUUCCACACCCUGCUCCCGGUGGGGUUUUCCCCUUGACAUACUUCGAACACGGCUUUGAUCUGAAGUUGUUGUGCUUUCUACUCUUAAACUAAUACUUCUUCAUAUAAGAAGCCAUGCAGGCAGUGGAAUACCAGCGCUGGAAUGAAAACAAAUUGCGCGUCCCUUGCGCUUAAAGAUUGAAGACUAUAUGCAAAAAUGCGGGUUAAUGAUCAAGCCGCGGAUAGAAGCCCUUUAUGUCCCGUGGAAAUGGAAAUGCAGCAUGGUCAGCGGCUGAUUAUUCCUUUGUAUUCUCCCCUCUCUCCAACAUCUUCUUCACUGGGAUAAUAAUUCCACCAUGACGUGGAGUAAAUAAUAAUACAAAUAUUUAAAACACUUUAGGGAUGGACUUCCAUUAUAUUUGUAAAGAUUUUAUUUUUUAUAGAUACACUACCUCAUUUGGUUGGGGGAGGAGGAGAGUCAGCCACUUGAUUUGAACUGGCUUUCCAAGGCGCUACUUAUUUGCAUAAUUUUUUUUGUCUAUGGUGACGCUCUGGUUCGGGGCAGUUCACUGGUGUCUGCAUGGUACUGGUGAAGGAUCACAUCGUCUAGCAUAGCCUUGGCUGAGUUUAAUAUUGCUAUGAAGCCCUGGCCAUUGCUCUAAAGCAUGACGAUACGUUCAAUCUUGAGGCCAGAUAACUCUUAUCUCGCUGACCCGACCGCUCACGUCUGCUUCCGUAAUCUCGGUUUACCCAUCCACGUCGAGUAGGGGGGGAAAAGAAAAGGGGGAAAGGAAAGGGGGUUCUCUCGGCUCUUCCCUUUUUUGUUGUGGCUGCUAAUGCCUGGUGCAUGGCAGGGCGCACUCUGCUGCUGCUGCUUCACACAGCCAGCCCUGCCUUUAAACUUUUCUCUGGAUUACUGCUUUGAUCGAUUUCGUCACUGAAUGAGAAAAUAUCGCUUGGUGCUCUGCAUUCGUCGUCAGAGGAUAAGGUAAGCAGGCCAGAAAUAGGCUCCCUCGGUUGUAAAUGGCGGAGUUUGUGUGUCGCGAGGUGAUUUAUCACCGUAUGACUUAGAUCUCGGUUCAGGAAGAGUUCACACACACACAGUCAGGCAGCCAGAUUUCUCUAACGUGGAGCAGAGGGCUGCGCAGAAAGUCUGUCAUUUGUCUCUCUUUCUCUCUUUUAUGACUAUCGCAAUGGCUCGCCUGGAGAUACAGACCACAAAGCUUUCUGAUAUCUUCUCCAGUUCAUCGUGUGUGCAGAUACAGCGAAGACACCUUCUUUCACUCUGCGGUUUAACUACAUUGAGGACAAGCUCGGGGUUCAUUUUAUACUAAUUUGCUUUACACGGUUGCACAAACCCAGAGUUUGCCGACAUUUUCCUUUCAGUUCUUUGCGUUAAUUUUAUGAAAAUGCAUUCUCGUUAUGUUUGCUCCGGGACUAUACUAUGGGCUACACCUAUGGAUUGAAAUCAGGAAGUUUUUAUUACAUCGUUAAUGUUGGGAUCACAUUUACUAUCAGACACAUAAUACCAGCCUAUUAGUUUCAGCAGUGAAAAUUUGAAGUGAGGCUUGCAAUCAAUUUCUUUGGAUUUUAUUAUUUAGUUAUUAUUUAUUACAUUUAGAGUCGAAAUUAUCGGCUGUCUUGAUUGGAUCGACUGCAAUUGUUAAAUCUAGAGUCCAGACAAAGGAACUGCAUAAUUUCACAACCAAAUAGUAUAUGAAUCGGGCGGGUUUCAUUUCAUAUCUAUGGGCCUAACGAAAAUUAUUCACUUUUAUUUAAAAGUAUUGCAGCACAUUAUUAUUAUUAUUGUUAAUGCGAUCAUUAUUACUUUGUAUUGUUAUUGUUAUAAUAAUAAUUAUUAUCAUGCAUUUCACUUUCCUAUUUAAAAUAGCAAUGGUUAAAACAUCGGAAGUCCACAUCAAAUAUUUCGCUAUUUCAUUAGUAAUGUGACAUCAUAAAAUAUUUCCCCAUGAUGACCCUUGGAUCUGUGUCUAUUAUGGUUUAUAGUUUCCCCAAUAAGCUUUUAGAGAAAGAUCCCCAUGGUUACCUGCGUGAAUUAUGAUGGUUUAGCAGCAGGCUCUACCUGUACCAUGCCGGGUUUCUGUCCGCCUGAGUACCGGGCUUGGCUGCGCACCGGGCCACUCAUUCUGAGCAGGCCGUCCCGGCCCACUGACCCCCAUAUAUCACGAUGUGUGCGACGGGCCGCCGUGCACACAGCACCGACAGCAGCCAUUAUUAUGGGCCUGCAAGGAAAAGUUCACACCGUGGUCAUGGAGAUGCACGGAGGCUCGCCCAGUUUUUCCGGUUUCCUCGUGCUCCUUCCAUGUAUCUUGCAGCAUACAAAGAAAAGACAGAAAAGAAAGAGAAUGCGGUUGUUUAUGCAUUGCGUCAGGUGGCCGGGGAAGCACAGCGCAUUGAGAUCUAUCCUGUUUUCUGAAGGACGAUUGUUUGUUAAAUCACAGUGAAAAAAAAAAAUGUGUUCAAAGUUUAUUGGCCACAUGGAAUGCAUUCAUUUCUACAUAAGUAUUAUAUACAUUGUUGACGGCCCUGUUGGCUAAAUAACAAUAUAUCAGUGAUAUUAUUUUCCUGUGCGGUUACCCACUAAUAAGAUGUCCCUACAGCACACUUUUUACUUACAGCAUUUUCUGCAAAAGGUGUUCUGUAACUCUGUAUUCACUUUCAUUGUUAAUAGACUCAGAAGUUUAAAAUGGCAUGCAGUUUCUUGUUAGGUCCUAAAAUUGAUUUGGCAGUCUGAAAUGCUUUUGAAAAGGUUUGUUUUGAUGUGGUUUGGCACAGAUGGUAAUACAAGGUUAGUGCGUGCCUUUGUGCCCUGUGUAAGCCAUAAGGUAAACGGUAAUAGUCUACAGAACUGUUGGCCCUAUCUUGCUUCCAUAGUCUCCAGUGUCAGGCCUGUAUUGAAAAGUAAGAUGGAUCGCCACCAUUUCUUCUCCUCACAGUGCGUCUUGUAACCCUAGGUUCACCCGAGGAGGCCAUUGGCGGAGAGGCGUCACGUGACCACGGGGUGCCAAUGUUAUUCUACAAGGGUGUCAAGACCCUGUCAGUUUCUGAAAUAAAUAUUGGGAAACGGCGAGAUGCAAAAGGCAACCUACUACGACAGCUCCGCAAUUUACAGUGGCUACCCAUAUCAAAGCGCAAAUGGCUUCAGUUAUGAUGCCAAUCAGGUCCAAUAUCCCCGGGCCUCUCAUGUGGAAAGUGAGUACCAUCGACCUGCCUGCUCCCUGCAGUCUCCUGACGGCUCCGUGGCUCUGCAGAAGCCGGGGGAGAUGGCGGAGAGCUGCGACAGGACCACAGCCAUUCAGGCGGCGCAGUCCAAGGUUCAUCCCGAAAGCAAUCAACCACAGGUGCCCGUGUCAGGCCCACCUCCUCCCUCACAAUCCCCCGGUGCUAUCAGCCAAAACACAAGCAACGGGUCCAACCAGCCCAGUGCCAAGAACGGCUCCCCGACCUAUACUACUCGCAAACAGAUCUUCCCCUGGAUGAAGGAAUCCCGCCAGAACACGAAGCAGAAACCCACCAGUAGCUCCAGUUCAGUGGAGAGUUGCCCCGGAGACAAGAGUCCUCCAGGGUCAGCAGCUUCGAAGAGGGCCCGGACAGCUUACACCAGCGCCCAGCUAGUGGAGCUGGAGAAGGAGUUCCACUUUAACCGGUACCUUUGCAGACCCCGGAGGGUGGAGAUGGCCAACCUGCUCAACCUCACUGAGAGACAGAUCAAAAUCUGGUUCCAGAACCGCAGAAUGAAAUACAAGAAGGAUCAGAAAGGUGUCGGAAUGAUGCCUUCCCCUGGUGGGCAGUCCCCUCGGAGUCCCGUGGGUCCGGUCUCCGGUGGUGGAGGAUACCUCAACUCUAUGCAUUCUCUAGUCAACAGUGUACCUUAUGAAUCCCAGUCGCCGACGUCUUACAAUAAACCUCAUCAAAAUGCAUACGCUAUGGCCACGUCAUACCCCCCUCCUUUGAACAGCUCCCUCAACAACUGCCCGCCCUCCCAGAAGAGGUAUCCCGGGACCGACUCGGCCACGCCCGAGUAUGACGCGCAUCCUCUCCAAGGCAAUGGCAACUACGGGACUCACAUGCAGGGCAGCCCCGUUUAUGUCGGCGGAGGUUACAUCGACUCAAUGCCCAAUUCUGGGACCUCCGUUUUCGGUCUAACCCACCUCCAGCACCCGCCGUCCGCAAAUAUGGACUACAAUGGAGCAAUCACAAUGGGCAACAGUCAGCAUCACGGAGUGUGUGAUCCGACACCGACGUACACAGACCUAACGUCGCAAUACUCUCAGGGAAGAAUCCAGGAAGCGCCCAAACUGACGCAUCUGUAGCGGUGGCGUAGC
Messenger RNA from Anarrhichthys ocellatus (wolf-eel), 5610 nucleotides. It is a transcript of the gene hoxa3a, whose product is annotated as homeobox A3a. Gene Ontology annotation, cellular component: nucleus. Gene Ontology annotation, molecular function: RNA polymerase II cis-regulatory region sequence-specific DNA binding; DNA-binding transcription factor activity, RNA polymerase II-specific. The transcript has 2 exons. Bases 4357 to 5598 code for a protein of 413 amino acids. Gene Ontology annotation, biological process: embryonic skeletal system morphogenesis; anterior/posterior pattern specification; regulation of transcription by RNA polymerase II. NCBI's taxonomy places the organism in Eukaryota, Metazoa, Chordata, Actinopteri, Perciformes, Anarhichadidae. The record is from RefSeq and is a predicted model, not a curated record.